Molecule: messenger RNA, 2094 nt
Organism: Alosa alosa (allis shad)
Lineage: Eukaryota; Metazoa; Chordata; Actinopteri; Clupeiformes; Clupeidae
Gene: mgat2
Product: alpha-1,6-mannosyl-glycoprotein 2-beta-N-acetylglucosaminyltransferase
Exons: 2
Coding region: 538-1956 (472 amino acids)
Biological process (GO): protein N-linked glycosylation; oligosaccharide biosynthetic process
Cellular component (GO): Golgi membrane; Golgi stack
Molecular function (GO): alpha-1,6-mannosylglycoprotein 2-beta-N-acetylglucosaminyltransferase activity
Source: RefSeq, a predicted model, not a curated record
GAUGGAAGUUUCAUUGUUUCUGACAUCAUGCCGAUGGCUUUUCUGUUUGCUGGACCCCUCCCCUUCCCCCCGCCCCCAGAGGUGUAGUGCAUUGUGGGAAAGAGGUCGGCAGUGGUUCCAGAGCUGCUCCAGCAUCAUAUAUUAACUAGAUACCGAAAUAGUGCAAAGUAGAGACAAAAUGAAGCUAAAUGCAUUUCUUAUAUUACAGCGUUGUUAAAGCCGAUGUCAAGAGCAUUGCCACACGCCCACGACAGCGUGUGCAGAAGCCUCCUGUUGCCACAGAGUCACAGCACAAUGCCUUACUGGAGAUUGGAGACUGGAAAUCAUCAUUUGUGAUACGCUAACAGUCCACGUUUACAUUCCAAAUGUGAAAGGAAACUUUUUUUAAGAAGAAAAAUCAACAAAACGAGAUUUCCAUCCCAAAGCCUGCACACUGCACAGCAGACACCUUUAGGAAGCCAACCUGCCUAGCAACGCCUUCCUGUUUUUCUACCCUGGUCUUCUCUUCUCCCAUCCUGUUGUGGGUGACUGCCUAACAUGAGAUUCCGAAUCUACAAGAGGAAGGUGGUGAUACUGACUCUGGUGGUGGUUGUGUGUGGCUUUGCUGUGUGGAGCAACGGGAGCAAGCAAAAGAAAGUGGCUGUCUUCCCCAAAGAGGCUGAGCCUGUGAAGAAAGGCAGCAGCAGCAGCAGCAGCAGCAGUAGUAGUAGUAGCAGCAGCAGCAGCAGCAGCAGCAGCAGUAAUAACAACAACAAUCAGCCACAGCCACCAGUCCAGGUGCAGACCACGGUACCGGUGAGCCGAAAGCCGACCAACGAGACACACGUGGAGAAGGUGGCAAAGCCGGAGAUAGACAACACCACGCUGGUGUACCGCAGCAUCGUGUUCCAGCUCAACUUCGACCAGACCAUCCGGAACGAGGAAAAGUUCCGGGCGGCGCGGCACAAGGACGACCUGGUGGUGGUGGUGCAGGUGCACAACCGGCCGGAGUAUCUGCGCCUGCUGGUGGACAGUCUGAGGAAGGUGCGUGGUGUGGAGAGCAUCCUGCUCAUCUUCAGCCAUGACUUCUGGUCGCCCGAGAUCAACCAGGUGGUGGCCUCCAUCGACUUCUGCUCCGUGCUCCAGAUCUUCUUCCCCUUCAGCAUGCAGCUCUACCCACAGGAGUUCCCAGGGAACGACCCCAAGGACUGCCCGCGGGACAUCCCCAAGAAAGACGCCUUAAAGAUGGGCUGCAUUAACGCGGAGUACCCCGACUCCUUCGGCCACUACCGCGAGGCCAAGUUCUCCCAGACCAAGCACCACUGGUGGUGGAAGCUGCACUUUGUGUGGGACAGAGUCCGGGUCCUGAAGGACCACCAGGGGCUGGUCCUGCUCAUCGAGGAGGACCACUAUCUGGCCCCAGACUUCUACCACGUCCUAAAGAUGAUGGGUACUCUAAAGAGAGAGCAGUGUCCAGACUGCAACAUCCUCUCGUUGGGCAGCUAUGGACACAUCGGCUACACCAGCAAGGCCAACCGUGUGGAGGUGAAGGCCUGGAAGUCUACCGAGCACAACAUGGGCAUGGCCCUCUACCGACAGACCUACCAGCAGCUUAUCCAAUGCACGGACACCUUCUGCACCUACGACGACUACAACUGGGACUGGUCGCUGCAGCACCUGACCGUCACCUGCCUGCCUGCCUUCUGGAAGGUGAUGGUGUGCGAGGCGCCGAGGAUCUUCCAUGCCGGUGACUGCGGCAUGCACCACAAGAAGAGCACCUGCAUGCCCUCCAGCCAGAAGACCAAGAUCGAUAACGUUCUCCAGAGCAGUGGGAACCAGUUGUUCCCCAAGGGCCUGCUCAUAACCAAGAGACUCCCGGCCAAUGGAGCUGGCGCUGUGGCUCCCCAUGUCAAGAACGGAGGCUGGGGAGACAUCAGGGACCACGAACUCUGCAAGAGCUACUUGCGACUACAGUGACCUUAUCUGACCUUUGGUUUGAUUGUUUGUUUCUUUAUUUGACUGACUGUUUGUUUUUGCAUCCUCUUUAACAGAAAGCCUUUUAAAGAAUCCUUUUAUUCAUAUUGCCUGUUCCAAAUAAAAAGUAUGUGGGUUUGG